Messenger RNA from Cadophora gregata, 1506 nucleotides. RefSeq lists its product as uncharacterized. Gene Ontology annotation, molecular function: FAD binding; Delta24(24-1) sterol reductase activity. Bases 1 to 1506 code for a protein of 501 amino acids. The transcript has a single exon. Gene Ontology annotation, biological process: steroid metabolic process. Gene Ontology annotation, cellular component: membrane; cytoplasm. Lineage: Eukaryota; Fungi; Ascomycota; Leotiomycetes; Helotiales; Ploettnerulaceae. The record is from RefSeq and is a predicted model, not a curated record.
AUGGAGAACCAUGACAGCGCGGUAACACAUCUUGCCACUGCAGUCAGGAUAUUUCAUGCUCAAAAAGACGCAUUCCGGAUAUAUCAUGGCUCAACAAACAGUACCCGUCAGUCACAAUAUCAGCGAGACAGAAUGAUAGAUACUUCUAAGCUCAACAAUGUUCUCAAAGUCGAUACUAGGAGCAUGACCGCUUUGGUGGAACCCAAUGUCCCAAUGGAUUCUCUGGUCGAGGUUACUCUGAAGCAUGGUUUACUUCCUCCUGUUGUAAUGGAGUUUCCAGGAAUCACAGUCGGAGGUGGUUUCGCUGGAACGGCUGGGGAGAGUUCUUCUUUUCGCUAUGGCUUUUUCGACCGAACUAUCAACUGGAUUGAGAUGGUUCUUGCCAAUGGAGAAAUUAUCAGAGCAUCCGCGACAGAGAACUCAGAUCUGUUUUAUGGCGCCGCUUCAUCAUUUGGGACGCUGGGUGUGACGACGCUCCUAGAGAUCCAACUGAUAGAGGCUAAGACAUAUGUAGCCUUGACCUAUAUCAAGGUCUCCAGCAUCUCCGAAGCUCAAGAGGAGAUUGAGAAGGCCACUAAGGACAAUUCAAAUGACUAUCUAGACGGUAUCAUGUACUCGAAGGACAACGGGAUCAUCUGUAUUGGUCGCCUCACGAACAAUGUCCCAACCGGUGUGAAGGUUCAAGGAUUCACACGCCCGACAGAUCCUUGGUUCUAUAUCCACGUUCAGCGCCUCAUGAAGAGUCGUGCAAGCCCAGUCACUGAAGCAAUACCCGUUGUAGAUUACCUUUUCCGUUACGACAGGGGCGGUUUCUGGGUGGCGAAGUAUGCAUAUGCCUACUUCAUCACGCCGUUUAACCGAAUCACCCGCUUCCUUCUCGAUUAUUUCAUGCACACUCGGGUGAUGUAUCACGCUCUCCAUCAAAGUGGUCUCUCGUCGUUUUACACCAUCCAAGACGUUGCGAUACCCUUUGAAGAAGCAGCUACAUUCAUGUCAUAUCUCGACGAGAACUUCAAGCACUACCCGAUAUGGCUCUGUCCACUCAAACAAAGUGGCAGCGCAUCAACACAUAGUCUUCAAGUCCUAAAAACCAACAAGCGGCGUCCUGAAAUGAUGCUCAAUUUUGGGGUGUGGGGACCUGGCCCGAAGAAACGAGAAGACUUUAUACAGUGGAAUCGAGCAUUUGAGAAGAAGGUGGAUGCACUUGGUGGUCAGAAAUGGUUAUACGCCCACACAUAUUAUACCGAAGAGGAAUUCGAUGAGAUAUAUAAUCGAGAGCAGUACGAUACUUUGAGAGGGAAAUACCAUGCAACGUACUUGCCGAGUGUGUAUGAUAAGGUGAAGGUCGAUGUUGAGAAAGAGAGGAGAUUGAGAGCAGAGUCGAAACUGAGCGCUUUCUUAUGGAACAUUUGGCCACUGAUGGGAUUGUAUGGUGUGUAUAAAGCUAUGAUUGGCGGAGAUUAUCUUUUGCCUAAGACAGGUAAAGAAACUUCCAAGAAGUCAUGA